CCUUACUUAACAGCCUGGGAGCUGGGAGGGAGUGCUGCUACCGAGCUGACCCGCUGCAGGUUUCCAUCUUUGUGGCAUGACCAUGCAGCUAGGCCUAACCCUGGUGGUGGGGGUAGCCCUAUGCUUGGUGUUUGGCCAGCCUUUGCGGCAGGUUCCUGAGCGUCCCUUUUCUGUGCUGUGGAAUGUACCCUCAGCACGAUGUGAGGCCCACUUUGGUGUGCACCUACCACUUAGUACCCUCAGCAUCGUGGCCAACCAUGGCCAGCAUUUUCACGGCCAAAACAUCACCAUCUUCUACAAGAACCAGUUUGGUCUCUAUCCUUAUUUUGGACCUAGAGGCACAGCCCACAAUGGGGGUAUCCCUCAGGCUGUAUCACUAGACCGCCAUUUGGCACAAGCUGCCCACCAGAUCCUCCAUAGCCUAGGGUCUAGCUUUGCUGGCUUGGCAGUGCUGGACUGGGAAGAGUGGUACCCACUUUGGUCUGGGAACUGGGGUCCCCAUCGCCAAGUCUACCAGGCAGCCUCCUGGGCUUGGGCACAGCGGGUGUUCCCUGACCUGGGCCCCCAGGACCAGCUCCAUAAAGCCCAUACUGGCUUUGAGCAGGCUGCGCGUGCACUGAUGGAACAGACACUGCAUCUGGGCCGCACACUUCGCCCACACGGGCUCUGGGGCUUUUAUCGAUACCCAGCCUGUGGCAAUGGCUGGCAUAAUAUGGCUGCCAACUAUACAGGCCACUGCCAUGCAGCCACCAUUACCAGGAACAACCAACUGCACUGGCUCUGGGCUGCCUCUAGUGCUAUCUACCCAAGCAUCUACCUCCCACCCAGACUGCCAGCCGCCUACCAGCAGGCCUUUGUCCGACACCGCCUGGAGGAGGCCUUCCGAGUAGCCCUGGUUGGCCACACACACCCUUUACCUGUUCUGGCCUAUGCUCGCCUCACAAGCCGGAGCUCUGGGAAAUUCUUGUCUCUGGAUGACCUGGUGAGGACCAUUGGUGUGAGUGCAGCGCUGGGAGCAGCCGGAGUGGUGCUCUGGGGAGACCUGAGUUUCUCCAGCUCUGAGGAGGAAUGCUGGCGUCUCCACGACUACCUAGUGAGCACUUUAGGCCCCUAUGUGAUCAAUGUGACAAAGGCUGCCAUGGCCUGCAGUCACCAACGAUGCCACGGCCAUGGUCGCUGUGCCCGGAGAGACCCAGGACAAACGAAAGCCUUUCUGCAUGUGAAGCCAGAUGGUAGUCUUGGAGCCUGGAAGUCCUUCAGAUGCCGUUGUUACUUGGGGUGGGCUGGCCCUACCUGCCAGAAACCUGAGCCUAAGGAAGCAACAUAAGUCAGGAGUUCCUGCCCUUGGUUUUUUUGUCCCUGUUGCCACUUUUCCAGCCCUAGGGGAAAUCCCAUUUAUGUUUUAACUAAUAGAACUUUCCCAAGAACAUAGACCACUUCAACCAACACACCUUCCCUCAGAAUUCCCAAGGAAUAGAUAGGGCCUAAUAAAAACAUAAAACCAGACUCAGAGCCCUCUGAGAUCACCUGACUUAAAAAAAUAAAGCAGCCCAGGGAGUCAGUUGCAGACAUCUAAGGUUGCCAGCCAGACUAGAGCACUGUUCCUAUACCUCAGUGCAUCUACAGAGAAGUCCUAUCUAAGGGGCAGAGAGACAACCCCUACAUUCCUCCCAACACACACGCAUACACAUGUUCGCAUGCACGCCCACCCCCCAAAAAUUUUUAAGGUCUGUUAAAUGCUAAGCUAUUGUUUGUACUCUCUUCCAUAAAGUCACUUUUUCGUUA
Messenger RNA from Mesocricetus auratus (golden hamster), 1785 nucleotides. It is a transcript of the gene Hyal3, whose product is annotated as hyaluronidase 3. The coding region runs from base 77 to 1327 and encodes 416 amino acids. Lineage: Eukaryota; Metazoa; Chordata; Mammalia; Rodentia; Cricetidae. Gene Ontology annotation, cellular component: acrosomal vesicle. Gene Ontology annotation, molecular function: hyalurononglucosaminidase activity. The transcript is spliced from 4 exons. Gene Ontology annotation, biological process: hyaluronan catabolic process; carbohydrate metabolic process. The record is from RefSeq and is a predicted model, not a curated record.